AGCGGCAGUCCCAAAUCUUUUCUUGUGAGCUCUUCUUAUUCUCCGCUUUGACACAAAUCACUUCCAAAGAAUUUUUGUCUCUUUUUUCUCAUCAUCUACCAAUUUCUCUAUUAUGGGUUCGGCUGGUUCCAUUUAGUAAUGAGAUUCCCAUCGUAAUCUCUUGUUCUUAUGUUGAUUCGUCUCUAGUGUCCGGACACUUAAUGGAUAGAAUUAGUCACUUACCUGACGAAGUCCUGUCGAGGAUAUUGUCCUUUCUUCCGACAAAAGAUGUUAUGCGAACUAUGCUUUUGUCUAAACGAUAUAAGUCUCUCUGGAUCACGGUACCAAGACUUGAGUUUGAUGAGCUCACUCACUUUCCCGAACGUGUAUCUCUGCGAUGUCCAGAUCCUGAUUAUGGGAUAUUUCGACGGUUCGUGGACAGAUCGUUGAUGUCACGGGAAGGUCUUGUUCUACAAAGUCUGAAUCUCAAGUUAGGUCGACAUAGCACAUAUGAUGAUAUUGAGAUUUGGGUUCGAACCGCGGUGAAACGUGGUCUAAUGGAGCUGAAACUCGAAUACGUUUAUUACAGGCGAGGUUUUGUCCCAAAGAGUCUAUAUACAUGUGAAACACUUGUGGUCUUGAAUCUGGAGAUGGGAUGUUUGGAUGUUCCUGAUCUCAUUUCUCUAAGGUCUUUGAAAACUCUAACCCUCAAAUCUAUGUCAUACUCUGACGAGAAUGCUCUACUAAGACUUUUACCCAAUUGUCCUGUUCUUGAAGACUUAGUCAUACAAGAAAUUAGUCACAGUGAGACUUGCGAGCUGGUUUUCAAGAUUGUAGUGCCUUCCUUGAAGAAGUUAUCUUUGAUUGACGCUAAAAUCACGCAACUUUUGAUAGACGCUCCUUCUUUGAAAUACUUUCACAUUGUAGAUCGUUCUCGUUGCCUUUCGUUUAGCGAGAGUAUAAACAUCCAUGAAGUUGUAGAAGCGAAGGUCGAAGUUAUUCUGAGCCGACCCGAGAAGCUUCUUCAUUCUCUUGCUUCGGUUGAGCACAUUCGUUUGUGUUUAUCAGCUUCAGAGGUUGUUUAUCCUCUUGGGAGUUGCUUCCAUAGACUCAAACAUUUGGAGGUAUGUACUUGCAAAUCAGAGUGGCUCGAUCUAUUUAUGCAUCUGCUCCAAAAUUCGCCUAGCUUAAAGGUGAUCAAAAUCAACCAGUGUCAUCCUGUUACGAAUCCCCGGCCUCAGUGGAAGCAACCUGGCUCUGUCCCAAGAUGUUUUUCCUCAAAUCUUGAAAUUUUUGAGUGGAUAGAGUAUGAAGGAAGGCAAGAAGAGAAAGAACUUUCAACAUAUAUCUUGAAAACCGCAGUUUGUUUAAAGAAGGCGAGUUUCACCGCUAAGUCGACUGAUUCCAACAAGAAACUGCAGAUGCUUCAGGAGUUAGCCUUGUCGCCAAGGGUUUCAUCUACUUGUGAGCUGGUAUUUAACUGAAAAUGCUGUAUCUCUCAGACCAAACCUUUUUAGAUCUUUAGUUUUUGAUUUUCAUUUCCUCUUUUGGUGUUUGAUGUUAAAGUUUUUUAGUGAUAAAAAAUGUUAGAAACUUUAUAUUGGGAA
Messenger RNA from Capsella rubella, 1586 nucleotides. Its product is annotated as FBD-associated F-box protein At5g56380. The transcript has 3 exons. Gene Ontology annotation, molecular function: protein binding. Lineage: Eukaryota; Viridiplantae; Streptophyta; Magnoliopsida; Brassicales; Brassicaceae. The record is from RefSeq and is a predicted model, not a curated record. The coding region runs from base 201 to 1463 and encodes 420 amino acids.